This is a messenger RNA of Spirodela intermedia, 4280 nucleotides long. Lineage: Eukaryota; Viridiplantae; Streptophyta; Magnoliopsida; Alismatales; Araceae. The record is from the annotation of a GenBank genome assembly.
AUGUCGACAGCAGCGGGAUCAUCGGAGCCGCUGCUCAGAGCGGGCAGCGCCUCCCGGCGGAACAGGCUGGCGGCGCUGCUGGAGCGCGCUACGGGGCGGAGAGGGGCGUCGACGCUGGUAAGGGAAACCGCGGCGAUGCAGCUGGAGGAGCGGCGAAUCCACUGGGGAUACUCGAGGCCGGUGGUGGCGCUGGAUAUCGUGUGGAAUCUCGCCUUCGCGGUGGCGGCUGCGGUCACGCUGGCGUCCACUACCGGGGAGCGGCCCAACGUCCUGAUCCGGCUCUGGGUUGCAGGGUACGCCCUGCAGUGCGUCGUCCACGCGACGCUUGUUUGGGUGGAGUACCGUCGGAGGACCAGGAGGCGGAGGAGUGUAGAGGACGGGGGGCAGGAGGUCACUGAUUCCGAAGGAAAUGAAAGCGAAGAGGAGGAAGAUUUGCGUGGCGAUCCCCUGCUUGGACGAAGGAGGCGAUGGGCACGGUUUGUAGAAUCUGAGUUUUUUCGUUUACUUACUCCUUUGGUCAGACACUCUUCGUAUGUCGGUGAUUGGUUAGGUUUCAAAUAUUAAUAGAAUUUUGUGUGGUUCACCUCGUAGUGGCCUUCUUCCCCCCAUCCGUAAUUCGAAUCGAAAACCGUCAUGAACUUUGUUGGUAAGACUCUAUGUUAGGUUAAGAAAGCUGGGGUAAAUCUUGCGUAAUUAUGUUAUUCUCUUCCGAAUAAACUACAGAAUCUGGAGUGAACAUGCCAUUGGCCUUGAAGACGAUUCAACGUACCUUUGAGGCCUGUUGAUGCUUAGGAUGAGAACUUGAACAUUCUAGAUGAUAAUUUUAUUUUUCUUCAGUCAUCAUAAUAGGGGUUACCAGGCUACCUUAUCUUCUGCAUACCCCUAAAAACUCUCGUCACUGUAAUAUCACAUUGCAGUUCAUGAAUGAAUGCUACUGGAGCAAUGGCAUUAUCAUGUUUUUAAAAAAACUAAAGGUGUGUGCAACCCAUGGUGUUUUGAUUUUAACCUUAAAUUUUACCCUUCCGUACCAAUGGCUAGAAUUUUGACUUAGGGCUUCUAUUUUCGGUUAAGGGCUGGUUUAGCACUAUCCUAGAAUUUACGGUUUCACCAAACAUGUCUUACAUAUCAUCAUAGAGGGAAAUGAGAUUCCUUUCUCAACUGCCAAUCCUCGGUGUUGUACUAGGUAUCAUGCGUCAAUUUUUUGGCUUUGUGCAUUAAUUCAAGGUCGUUUUUUUGUUCUCUCAGAAUGGCUAAACGGUGUGAGUCACUGAACACAGUGGUGUCCUUCCUCUGGUGGACGGUUGGCUUCUACUGGGUUGUCUCUGGUGGUGAAACUCUGCUGCAAAAUGCUCCUAAACUUUAUUGGUACGUGUAUGAUUCAUGAAUGGCGUGAUAACUUUGAAUGAAAUUUCACCUUUUUGAAUCAAAAAUGCAUUUCUGCGAGUGGUUCUCUCCUUCUUGCCUGUUCUGUGUUUGUAGGUUUAGUGAACUAGACUUGCUUUUAUUUUGAAGCUUGGUGUUAAAUUUCAGUUUAUGAUUUGGACUAAAUCACACAUUCCUCUCGUUCUAAGGCCUUUUGCCCAUUCUUUUUCCUAAGUCAUAAUUUACUCAGAUAAGGGUGUGGAUUUGUGAAGUGAAAAAAUUUAAUCGCCUGAAUAACCACUUUUUUGCAUCAGUUUCAAAAUAGAGAUAAAUUACUAAUAUUCAACAUCCUUGAUUAUACAUUAUAUUGACAUGUCUGUGCAGUCAAUUUUCUCUCUGGAAUCUAGGUAUCAAAUGAUUGAAUAAUCGGGUUCAAUUUACUUAAUGUUUAUCAGAUUCCUCUUCCUCAUCCAUUAGUCAUCAAUUAUCAGAUAUCAGUUCAGAAGAGAAGGAUACUCCAUGAGCUUCCCAUAAUUUUCUCAUUUUUUAAAUUAAAGCGUGAUUCAGGAUAUCAUCCAUAACUUUUAUUCAGGAGCAUCCGUUCGUUAGAUGAUUAUUCACAUCGAUAGCAACGCCUCCAGUGAUGUACUUGAUCCCAUGACCUAAACUAGUCACAAAGUUUUGCCAAUUUAAGAGAACAUUGACAGCCAUCUACCAUGUGUGGUAUACUUUCGGAGAAAUUUCUGCAGAGGACGAAGGGGCGAACAUAUUAGAGAGUUGGAUUUUAUGUGCUCUCUUCUGUCUCUGUUAUCGCUUGUUGAAAAUUUGCUUUCAAAAAAUUAGCUGUGUGAUUUUUUUCAGAAUGCUUAAAAGAGUCGACUGAGCAUAAUCUCCGAAUUCCUGUGAUUAACUUGUGCAGGUUGGCGGUAGUAUUUCUGGCAUUUGACGUGUUCUUUGCCAUCCUUUGCGUGGCUUUGGCAUGUGUCAUAGGCAUUGCACUGUGUUGCUGUCUGCCUUGUAUUAUUGCAAUUCUUUAUGCAGUAGCUGGACAGGUAAGUUCCUAACUCUCUAUCAAGAUGGGAAAAGCGCUUUCUCAGAUUCCUAAUGGCUUUUGUUUUUUAUCACAAAUAGGAAGGUGCUUCAGAUGCAGAUAUCAAUAUUCUUCCAAAGUACAGGUUUGUCCAACUCUGCACCAAUGAGGAAAAAGAAAGUGCAGAAGCUGGGAGAAUGAUACCCAUGGGAACCAACGGCGGUGAACAGACGCAUGAACAGUUAUUAUUGCAAGAGGAUGCUGUAAGCAUUUCAUAUUUUAUUUUUGGAAUGCCUUCUUAUGUCAAGUAUUGAAUUUACAUGAUGAAUUUACUGCUUCUGAAGCUUGAUCAUGUUCAUUGGAUGAGUCAAAAUUUAGUUGACUCGUUAGUGCUCUCUUUUGAGUCUUUCCUUCUAUGCUAUUUCGGAGAAGCGCUAGGUCGCCAGAGAUGACCAUUGCGCUCGAGAGAGAAAGAGCGAGAGAUUGGGUUGCGAAAAAUGGACCUUAUUCAUUUGUGUCGAUGGGUACAGGUAUUCAUAGACGACUCUAGUAAUUGGACCGGUUCCGGUUAGACGGGUUUCGCUUUAACCGAACCGGAUCCAAUAUGAAAAGAAAAAAUGAUGACAUGAAUACAAUUACUAGGAUGCGGGGGCUUGUGAAUAAAAUGCCCUGUUCCGACAUGCUGUUAUGUAUCAUAGAUCUGAUAUGCUUACUGUAAAUCAGAACUGAUGGCUCUGAUGCCGGCUAGCUUAGGGAAGAAGCUAUUCGUUUCUUAUGGAGCGAAUCAGUUCACCUUUUAUGAUUCUAUAAACGAGCGAAUCAAGGUUGAGUUUUGCUUCUUUUUCCUUGGUGCUAAAUUUCGCUUCUUCUGGCAUCUUACUUCAUCCUCUCUCGCUUUCAGGCACUACAGUUUGCCCUCCCCUCCCUUGUGCUUACUGUGUUUUAUUCAUUCAUACAUUGAUGCUUAAGCCAAAUGCCACAUUCGAUCUUCUGAUGUGUGACAUCUCUGUUUUUCACUUUGGAUCUGAAAACACAGAAUCCUUGGCUGAUGGGCCACCAAGUGUCCUCUAUGCUGCCUUAUCGUUAUGAUCGCUAGCUUUAGCGUGUUAGCCAAUGUAGAAGGCUGUCUGCUUAUGCUGCUUUCUUCACCUCUUGUGGAUAUUUUUAGUCCUUUUUGGCAUGAGGGUUUUAUGUUGCUUUUAAAGGAAAUUGCGGCGGAUACCUUUAGAGUAUGUGAAUCACUGAUCGCUAGCUUUAGCGUGUUAGAGAUUUUUCCUAUGAAUGAAGUGCAGGAAAAUAAACUGAUUUCUGAUCGAUGCAACUAGCAUGUGGGUCAUUUUGAUCUUUGGUUGAGGUCAUGAAUCAGAACCCAAGAUACCACUGUUGCCAACGAGCCAUGAUGAAUGUGUUCAGACACCAAUCUUAUAAUUUGCCGGUCAGCUGCGCUGGGUGGGAAAUUGGAGAAUAAGUGGUCUUAAAUUCUCAGAAUAAUAUUAUUUUUUUUCCUGUUGACUUUUUAAUUUAGUAAAUGUUAUCCCUUGGAAGUCAAAUCUUAUUUUCUUGGUAAAUCACUCUUUUUCCCUUCAUUUUUCAUGCAUUUUCUAGCAUCCCUUUUUUCCUGUUUGACAUCUUUUACAUCCGAUGGGUUCCUCAACUUAUUUUCUGAGUGAACACUUUUUCAUAUAUAUAUAUAUUUAUUUAUUUAUUUAUUUUUAUUUUACUGUGGUGCUAGGAAUGCUGCAUCUGUCUCACAGCAUAUGAAGAUGGCACAGAACUCCAUGCCCUUCCAUGCAACCACCACUUUCAUUCCACCUGCAUCAUUAGAUGGCUCCGGAUCAACGCCACCUGCCCCUUAUGCAAAUACAAUAUCCUCAAAGGAAGUGAAUAG